AUGGAUCUUAACCGCGCUACUCGCGCAGCUCCUGCGCAUUCCAAGUCUGCCCCUGAUCCCCAUGGCAUUUCUUACCUCCAGAAGCUGGCCGUCUUGGAAGACCCUGAUUUCCUUGAGCGCUGUGUUGAGGUUGGCAUGGAACUGCUUGCACAAGUGAAGGCUGGACUCGAGGAGCCUCUCCCAGCUGGCGAUACCAGCGCCCCCGAGUGGUUGCGAAAGAUUGAGAGAUGCCAGCAGGAGUACCAAGCCCCUCGGACCAUCAUCGGUGUUGUUGGAAACACGGGAGCUGGAAAGAGCUCAGUCAUAAAUGCAGUGCUUGACGAGGAGAGGCUGCUGCCCACAAGCGGGCUCAGAGCUUGCACCGCCUGCGCUACCGAGAUCUCAUAUAACUCCUCAGACGAUCCGAACCAGCUAUAUCGCGCAGAGAUCGAGUUCAUAUCCGCUGAAGACUGGCUCAAUGAACUGCGGGACCUUCUUGCCGAUCUCAAGGACGGUAACAGGAUUUCGGCGCACUGUAACGACCCUGAGACCGCUGCUGGGAUUGCUUACGCAAAGAUCAAGGCUGUCUAUCAUGACAUGACAAAGGCACAGCUUUCUGCGACGACUCCAGAAGAGCUUGCAGGUGAUCCGCGUGUUAGUGGUGUCUUGGACUACGUGAAGCAUCUCAACGAGGGUUCUUCUAAGGCUCUAUAUCGAAACCUUCAGUACUAUGUGGACAGCAAAGAGAAGGAUGAUGAACCUCGGAUGGAGUACUGGCCAUUGGUCAAGGUCGUUCGCAUUUACACCAAGGCGCAAGCUCUCAAGACAGGCGCUGUUUUAGUGGAUUUGGACCUUCACGCGGAUAUAAAGCAACUGACGGCAGAAAUCAAGGAGUCGAAUUUUGAUAUCAAGGCAGCUUGCUUGAAAGGCAGGAAUGAAUACUCGAGAGCAGAAGUCAAGCGGUUGUUCGCUGCCUGUAUUAGACAGCAAGAUGAAGAUACGGCUGCGAGAGGUAAUGGAUUUCAUCUCAACCCCAAUGAGCCCCCUCGAGACUACGGCGAGAUUGAAUUGGCUUUACCUGUUUUCUGCACCCUGUACAGCGCUGCGGACAUCUGCGUCAAGAGCAUGAAGGAUUCUUUGAAAGAAGAUAUCUUCAACCUUUAUGAGAGAGCCGUAGCUUCGGCUGCCGAGAAAUCCCUGCAGACGGUCGCGACAUGGGCAGAUUUGCAAUAUCAUACCUAUAAGGCGAUCUGCCGCCACGAUGGUCGCUACAGAAACUCCAGAGCAUCACACAACUUCAACUUUGACCUUGCGGAGCCUAUCUACAAUUACAUUGGUACGGGAUGGGAGAAGGCAUUUCGGGCUAGCUUGCCCGCAUCAUUCGCGCGCUUCAUGAACACCGCUGAAAUGGCCAUCACCCAAUUUCAUGAGCACACGGUUGAGAUCUCUCGCAUCCGCAUGAGCAAUCCCGAUGAUUUCGCAUUCCUUCAGCAACGUCUUGAAACCUCUCUCGAGGAGCUCAGGUUCAGCUUCGAGGAGGUCCUGGCGCGUUAG
This is a messenger RNA of Phaeoacremonium minimum UCRPA7, 1533 nucleotides long. RefSeq names its product putative tat pathway signal sequence protein. NCBI's taxonomy places the organism in Eukaryota, Fungi, Ascomycota, Sordariomycetes, Togniniales, Togniniaceae. The coding region runs from base 1 to 1533 and encodes 510 amino acids. The record is from RefSeq and is a predicted model, not a curated record. The transcript is spliced from 6 exons.